Molecule: messenger RNA, 2658 nt
Organism: Macroventuria anomochaeta
Lineage: Eukaryota; Fungi; Ascomycota; Dothideomycetes; Pleosporales; Didymellaceae
Exons: 2
Coding region: 1-2658 (885 amino acids)
Biological process (GO): regulatory ncRNA-mediated gene silencing; mRNA catabolic process
Cellular component (GO): RISC complex; cytosol; nucleus
Molecular function (GO): RNA binding; nuclease activity
Source: RefSeq, a predicted model, not a curated record
AUGGCUGCCUCCCACUUCGAAGCGAAAGUCAAGAGCGUCCUCUCUGGCGACACCAUUAUUCUUCACAACAUCAGCAACCCAAGACAAGAACGCAUCCUCAGCCUAGCCUUCGUCACCGCACCACGAUUGAAGCGCGAGGGCGACGAGCAAUUUGCCUUCGAGUCACGCGACUAUCUCCGCCGUCUUCUUGUUGGCAAGGUCGUACGCUUCCAGGUUCUCUACAAGAUUCCCACUGGUGCCAACCGCGAAUACGGUAUCGUUGCUCUGCCGGACCGCACAGUACUCCCCGAACAAGCUGUUGCCGAGGGCUGGUUGAAGCUGCGGGAUGACGCCGGUCGCAAGGGCGACUCCGAUGAGGAUGCACAGAUCUUGGAGAAGCUGCAGGUCCUUGAGGCGCGAGCUAGGGCAGAGUCGAAGGGUCUCUGGGCCGAGACUGGUGGUAGAAUCACGUCGUCGAAUGAGCUCAGCAACCCCCAGCAGUUCGUUGAGGAGAACAAGGGCAAGGAGCUCGAUGCUAUCGUCGAAAAGGUCCUGUCUGGUGACCGCCUUAUCGUUCGCUUCAUCCUCUCGCCCACCGAGCACGUCCAGACUAUGAUCCUCCUCGCCGGUAUCCGAGCACCAUCGACGCAGCGGACGAACCCCUCGACCCAAGAAGUACAGGCUGCCGAGCCUUUCGGUGAUGAUGCGCAGCUUUUCGUCGAGACCAGGCUGCUUCAGCGUAAUACGGCCGUCAACGUCCUCGGACUGACACCGAACGGACAGAUCGUAGCCGACGUCAAGCACCCUACUCAGGGUAGCAUCACACCUCACGUUCUCAAGGCCGGUCUGGCCAAGUGCACCGACCACCACACCACGCUUCUUGGAGCGCAGAUGGCUUCGCUGAGGCAGGCCGAGAAGUUCGCGAGGGACAGGGGGCAGGGUGUUUACCAGGGUCACGUCGCGCCCAAGGCCAACGCUCCUGGAGAGCUCGAGGCAGUUGUUAGCAGAGUACAGAGCGCAGACACCCUCUUCCUGCGAAACAAGGCUGGUGCUGAGAAGCGCAUCAACCUCAGCAGUGUUCGUCAGCCCAAGCCUUCCGACCCCAAGCAGUCACCCUGGGUAGCAGAGGCCAAGGAAUUCCUGCGCAAGAAGUUGAUUGGCAAACACGUCAAGUUUCAUAUCGAUGGAAAGCGCCCGGCAACCGAGGGUUACGAUGAGCGCGAAAUGGCUACAGUCAGCUUCCAGGGCAAGAAUAUCGGUCUCCUCCUCGUUGAGAACGGUAUGGCUACGGUUAUUCGCCACCGCCAGGACGACACCGACAGGAGCCCUAUCUACGACGACCUUUUGCUUGCUGAGGCUACCGCGCAGGAGGAGCAGAGGGGCCUCUGGUGUCCCAAGGCACCUUCCGCUAAGCAAUACGUCGACUACUCCGAAUCGCUCGAGAAGGCCAAGCGUCAGCUCACUCUGCUCUCGAGGCAGCGCAGAGUCCCUGCCGUUGUUGACUUCGUCAAGUCUGCUUCCCGUUUCACCGUCCUGAUCCCCCGCGAGAACGCCAAGAUCACACUCGUCCUCUCCGGUAUCCGCGCACCUCGAUCCGCCAGGAACGACCAAGAUAAGGGCGAGCCUUUCGGCAAGGAGGCACACGAGUUCGCCAGCAAGCGCUGCCAGCAGCGAGACGUCGAGAUCGAUGUCGAGGACUGUGAUAAGGUUGGUGGCUUUAUUGGCACCCUCUACAUCAACCGCGAGAACUUUGCGAAGACUCUUGUUGAGGAGGGUCUUGCAUCUGUACACGCAUACUCGGCCGAAAAGUCCGGUAACGCAAACGAGCUUUUCGCCGCUGAACAGAAGGCCAAGGAUGCACGAAAGAACCUUUGGGAAAACUACGACCCAUCGCAAGAUGACGAGUACGACGACACCACCGCAGCUACGACCCAGACAUCGAACGGAGAGGCACCAGCGGCCUCGAGACAGAAGGACUACCGCGAUGUCAUGGUCACCCACGUUGCCGAUGAUGGUAGGCUGAAGCUCCAGCAGAUCGGCUCCGGUACAUCAGCACUCACGUCGUUGAUGAGCGCUUUCAGCAAGUUCCACCUGAACCCCGCAAACAACAAGGGUCUUGAUGGCCCUCCCAAGGCCGGCGAAUUUGUCUCAGCUAAGUUCACCGAGGACGACACAUGGUACCGUGCCCGUGUCCGCCGCAACGACCGCGAUGCCAAGAAGGCUGAGGUCGUCUAUAUUGACUACGGAAACUCUGAGAUUAUUCCCUGGACUCGCCUGCGUCCUCUCAGCGCUGAGUUCUCUAACACCAAGCUGAAACCCCAGGCUGUCGACGCGCAACUUGCUUUCAUUCAGCUUCCUGGAAACCCCGAGUACCUCAACGACGCCGUCCAGUUCAUCUCCCAGGAGACCGCUGGUCGCUCGCUGGUUGCCAACGUUGACCAGGUUGACAAGGACGGCCUUCUGUGGGUCACUCUGUUCGACCCCAAGGAGAGCAAGUCUGGUGACGAGAGCGUCAACGCCGAUGUCAUCGAGGAAGGUCUUGCUAUGGUUCCCAAGAAGCUCAAGGCUUGGGAGAGGAGUGCCUCGGACAUUCUCGGUGCUCUGAAGCAGAAGCAGGACGUCGCUAAGGUGGAGAGGAGAGGUCAGUGGGAGUACGGUGAUUUGACCGAGGAUGACUAG